GUCAAUACGUGUCAAGGACAAAGCAAGGCAAAAGGAGAUACCAGGGGGGGAGGGGGAUCUUCAACAUUUUCACACACAUUCGCCGGCGUAUACUCCACGCCGGCCCCGCCAAAAUUCCAUAUUUCUGUAAAAUGUAGGUGGCAAAGUUAACGGAGAAGCACAACAACCACAAAGAAAAGGACCAAAACCAGUUGUAUUUCUCUUCUCGGUUAUUCGCCGUCGUCGCCUUCCGGCUUCUCUCCUUCCUCCGUUGUACGGCGUUUUGACUUUCCUUGAGCUCAUUAUCUUCAGCAUAUGCCGCAUUUGCUAACCCUAAUUGAUGAUUUGUACGGAUUAGAGCUCAAUGUGUUUGAUUCUUGCUGUAAUGUGUUAAUUGAAGGUCCGAGAGUGGUCCGGAGGUCAUGUAUUUGUGUAAACAGCCAUAUCAAGCAUGAUAUUUUAGCUUCACUUUCUCCAAAAAAAUGGAUCACAACCACUUAACCAUUAAGACAUUCAUGGCCAUAAUGGCCGAACGAGACGCCGCCAUCCAAGAACGCAACCUCGCGCUCGACGAACGAAAACGCGCGUUCGCGGAACGCGACAUGGCGAUGCUACAGCGCGACGCCGCCCUAGCGGAACGCAACUCCGCCAUGCAACAGCGCGAUGAAGCAAUCGCCACCCUUCGUUUCCAAGGCACCAACAAUAACAAUAACAACAACUUCAUAAUCUCAACACUCCCCGAAAACACACCAACCCAAGGGCAAAACCGUAAUUUCACCAACCAAGAAAUCCACCACAUGUUCGAAAUCCCCAACGACAACACAUAUCAAGUCCAAGUCCAAGUCCAAUCCACCACAAAAUCAAAAUCGAAAUCGCCAAGGGUUCGAAGACGAAGGGGUGAAAGUGUAAAAUUCACCAAUCAAGAAAUCCAUCACAUGCUUGAAAUCGGGGAAGAUACGUACGAAGUCGAACCUCAAUCCUACAAAACGAAGGGAGUGAAAUCGCCAAUGAUUGGAAGACGAAGGGGUGAAAGUGUAAAAUUGAAGGUUGAAGAAUGGAAAGAUGAAUCGGAAUUGAAUCAAGUGAGUUUUGAUGAUUUGACGAUGCCGGUUCCGGUGUGUUCGUGUACGGGGGUCCCGCAGCCUUGUUAUAGGUGGGGGAGUGGCGGGUGGCAGUCGGCUUGUUGUACAACCACCAUGUCAAUGUAUCCUUUACCGCAAGUUUCAAAUAAGAAGUAUUCGAGAGUUGGUGGGAGAAAAAUGAGUGGAGGGGCUUUUAGUAAAUUGCUUACUCGACUUUCUUCUGAAGGUUAUGACCUUUCUACCCCUCUUGAUUUGAAGGAACAUUGGGCUAAACAUGGGACUAAUCGUUACAGCACGGUGAAAUAGGUGUUUCUAGGGGUUAAGUUUUAGUUUAGUAUUUUGUUUAAAGGGAGGGCGAAAAGGUAAUUUGGCGUUGGCGUUGGCGUUGGCGUUGUUACCUUUAUGUUGUAUGUGACAGAAAAGGGAUAUCGUGUAAUUGUGAACUGUAUAAUUCUCUCUUGAAAUCUAUUCAUGCAUUUUCACA
Messenger RNA from Lactuca sativa (garden lettuce), 1545 nucleotides. RefSeq lists its product as uncharacterized. Gene Ontology annotation, biological process: response to ethylene. NCBI's taxonomy places the organism in Eukaryota, Viridiplantae, Streptophyta, Magnoliopsida, Asterales, Asteraceae. The record is from RefSeq and is a predicted model, not a curated record. Gene Ontology annotation, molecular function: DNA-binding transcription factor activity; sequence-specific DNA binding. Gene Ontology annotation, cellular component: nucleus.